Messenger RNA from Closterium sp. Yama58-4, 348 nucleotides. NCBI's taxonomy places the organism in Eukaryota, Viridiplantae, Streptophyta, Zygnematophyceae, Desmidiales, Closteriaceae. The record is from the annotation of a GenBank genome assembly.
AUGCGUCAGCACAAGUCUGGGGACGCCGAUCCAGCAACAGCCAACAACCAGCACAACCUCAACCAAGAGCAACCAACCCACCUCCCACACCACCACCUGCACUUGCCGCACCACCCCCCCGCCUCCCCGUCUUACGCACCCUCCACCGACCUCUUCGCAGCUGCAGCCUCCCCCGGUUGGGCAGGUGCAACCUCCCCCAGAUGGCACCUGGCCUAUCUCGCCCUCGCUGUUGCAUGCCCGCUGGUUGCCAGUGCUGUUGCGCUUCGGCUGUACCGCCGCCGUGCCGCAGCAGGAGGUUCGGGGAGCUUGGGCUUGGCUCGGCUGGCGUCGGCUUUGGGAAAACCGUAG